Messenger RNA from Auanema sp. JU1783, 927 nucleotides. NCBI's taxonomy places the organism in Eukaryota, Metazoa, Nematoda, Chromadorea, Rhabditida, Rhabditidae. The record is from the annotation of a GenBank genome assembly.
AUGCAACAGCGUUAUUACUUUGAACAACCUGAUGUAUCUGAAGAAGUUCUUGCUUUGAAGACAAUGUGCCAUGAAAGCCUUGACGACGGCGAAAAUGUCGAUUACGCCAAGCCAUCUUAUCAUCGUACAUGGCCUAUUGUGUUGGAAAAUAAACAUGUUGUAUAUGUUAAUCGUACUGAUAUCCAUCGCAUAUCUCCUCAUCUUAACAAGAUCAUCAGCAAUCAAAGGAUUGGCAGAAAUAUAAUGGCUUUUGGUGCUCUUAGUGAUAUUUCUGGUUUCGAUUUUCAAAUCCUGCUUUCAGCCAUUUGUCCGACGCGCUUUGGACUUUAUUCUUUACCAAUUACAAAUGAAAAGUUUGCUCUACUCUAUCAUUUUGGAAGACAUUAUGAAAUUCCCUCUCUUAUAAAGAGAUGUCAUCAAUUUUUAUUAUGUUCAAGAUUAUCUACUCAACCCGUUGAUACACUUCUAAAGUGGUAUUCUAUUGUUUCUACAGAUUUUCCUGAUGGAGAUUCUAUUAUUGAUGUAUUAAGAAGAGAGAUGGUUUUAGCCGUUCUGUUGGCGAUUAUGAACUAUCCCGAUUAUUCUACUUUGGUUAAAACAAUUUGUUUUUCUAAUAUGCCUUGCAUGAACCUUUUGAAAAAUGUUUUAAAAAGAAGAUCUCAAAUAUAUCACCGAGCAGAAUUUGUGAAUGGUUUGACAACUGGAUAUAACUGCUGUGAAUCUUCUUGCCGAAUCUCUCCCUCCUUCUGUGGUCUUAUAUGUACAUCCUGCUCCAAUAUAAUCUGUUCAUCAUGUAAGAAUGAUGUAUGUAGCGUAGCUUUAAACGAUUUAUUGGAUUCGUUGGGUGGACGUCGAUCUGAUGCUUCUAGUCCUGAUUCUGGUUAUUGUGAUACCGUAAGUGGUCAGCAAUUUUCUCAGAACUUCUAA